AUGCCUCCGCAACACCAGCCGCCGCCGCCGCCCCCCAGUUCUCCCUCUCCUCUCGCCGCUGCUCAAUUACCGCCAAGCCAGCAGCCGACGAGACAACCUUCGCCGCCACCAACCUCCUCCGUUGCCAUCAUCCCCGUUGAAAACUCCACCACGUCCCGUCGCUGCUCCACGCUCCAACAGAGCCGGCAGCCGCAUGAAACCAGCCGGAGACGACCAAAUCAUCCAAACCGCCCGACCAUUCAACCUGUUUUAUCGGAGAAUAAUGAGUUCGUUGGAAUCCAUCUCAAGUUGUUUGAAAUUUCGCUUAGUGACAUGGAAUCACAGAAUUACAUUUCUUCUCUUAAUACAAUCUGA
Molecule: messenger RNA, 354 nt
Organism: Capsicum annuum
Lineage: Eukaryota; Viridiplantae; Streptophyta; Magnoliopsida; Solanales; Solanaceae
Product: POU domain, class 6, transcription factor 2-like
Exons: 2
Coding region: 1-354 (117 amino acids)
Source: RefSeq, a predicted model, not a curated record